Molecule: messenger RNA, 3034 nt
Organism: Schistosoma bovis
Lineage: Eukaryota; Metazoa; Platyhelminthes; Trematoda; Strigeidida; Schistosomatidae
Source: the annotation of a GenBank genome assembly
UAGACACAUAUAUUUUACUGAGAAAAAGACAAAGUAGAUUAUAAUUAGAUUUUCUAUUCGUCAAAAAUAUUGUUGCAUGUAGUUAGUUGUACGUGACAUAUAAAUUGUGUCUAUUAAUGUUUAAUGGUAGAAUACAAAUAAUAAUUAAGUGACUAAUUAAUAAGAUUAAUAUAUAGUUGAUUAUACAAAAAUUAUAAUAUAAAAUGAUAAAGGAGAAUUUUAUUAACUCAAAUCUAAUUGAUUUUUAAUACUUGAAACCAAGGGUAAAUGGAAAAGUAAUAAAUAAUCCCAAAAAACAUCAUGUCAAAACGAUGGUUAGGAAUAUGCACUCAUUGUUCUUCUAAUUCUUAUUUGUUCAAUUUUAAAAAAAUUUUCGAAAUGUUAUUCUCAUCAUUCAUCAAUUCACCGUUAAAAUGUUUAUUCAUGAUAUUAUUUUUAAUUGGUGCUACUUAUGUAUGCUAUUUAUGGAGUGCAAAACUUAAUGAAACAAAUAAUCCAGUAUUUGUUAUUAAUUAUGCAUCUAUUGAUAAUCCAUUCAAUGAGUUACGAUGUCGCAGAUUAAAAUAUACACAAGUUGGUCACGUGAAAACGCCUAAUAAAGCAUUAUUUUGGCCACAGAUACAAUAUAAAUAUACAUUAUCUCAAUCAAUAGAUUUUAUUUCACCGGAUUCGUCACUGAAAAAUUUCAUUCCACAACAAAUAUUUGGAUCACUUUACACUAAGUAUAAUGCCACAAAAAUAAAUGGUUAUGCUGCAUCAAGUAAUAGUUUAAGAUAUAUUAUUGAUAAGAAAAAUCACACUAUCAAUUAUACCUUACCAAUUAUAUGGUCUCCAUUAGGUUGUUUACCUAGCCUGUCAUCGGCUAUAAUUAUUCCUUAUCGUAAAAGAGAACAACAUUUACGAGUGUUAACAGAUCAUUUACAUGGAUUUUUACGACAUCAAAGAAUACCAUAUACCAUUUUUAUUAUUGAACAGACCGGUGAAACGAAAUUUAAUCGUGGUGCUUUAUUAAAUGCUGGUUUUCUUGAAGUUUCCAAAUUCAAAGAAUAUGACUGUUUCAUUUUACAUGAUGUAGAUAAACUACCAGAAGAUGAUCGAAUUAUUUAUACAUGUGGACCAAAUCCAACACAUUUGUCAGCUUCAUUAAGUACUUUUAACUACAAAUUAAUUUAUCAAAGAUUUUUUGGUGGUGUUGUUACAUUCACUCGUGAUCAAUAUCUUAAAAUUAAUGGUUUUUCAAAUUUAUAUGAAGGAUGGGGUGGUGAAGAUGAUGAUCUUUUAUUACGUGUUGAACAAUCUGGUUAUAAUUUAAGUCGAAUCAAUUUAUUGAUUGGUCGUUAUUAUGCAAUGAGUCAUAAGACAGAUGAAUUAAAUGAAGAGAAUCCAGAUCGUUUCAAGUUGUUGAAUACUUCAGAGCGUCGAUUUAAAAGCGAUGGAUUGAACAGCUUGAAGUAUAAUGUAACUCAGUCGAAAUCAAUGUACAAUGGUCUACUUUAUUGGAUUUCCAUUUAUAUACAUCCUAACAACCAGAAUUAAUUUGAUAUAAACAUUUGGAAACUUUUCUGUACACUUGAAAGAAAGAGAAUAAACAAAAUUAGGAUAUAAGAAACAUUUGAUACCGAAGUUUGUCGAUAACCCUGAUACAUUUACUGACUGUGAAAAUUUUUACCAGUGGUCAUUCAACAAGUACAUUUUUUCACUAAAAUGUAUUUACUAAAGCAUCUAUUUCACUGCUUUUGAACUUACUUAAUGGUUAAUUAUUUCUAUUAAUUUAAUAUUAUGAUUAAAUUGUCAAUUACAUGACAAAUAACACACAAUAACACGAUUAAUUAUAUAUUGCCAUUUCAUUCACAGGUUGAGAAUAAAUAGAAAAAUAUCUUUGUUUUUUGUUACAAGCACAUGUAAAAUAAUAAUAAUAAUAAUAAUAAUAAUAAUAAUAAUGAUAAUAAUAAUAAUAAUAAUAAUAAUGAUAGAACCCGUUUAUCUUUUAUCGUUAAAGUAAAGUAUCUUGGAAACACCAACGCUUGAGUAAUAUCUAAAUGAUUUCUUCUAAUCGUACAAUUCAAUCUGUAAUAAACUUUCGUUAAAUAUUUCACAUCAUCUAAUAUAAUGUACAUAUCAUUAUUAAAAUUUUUGUGAUAUUUCAAUGUAAUCUAUUCAUUUCCUUUAUAAUCUUUUGUUUUGUGUUCUUUUAAUAUUGACUGCUGAAAUUAAGAAUUCUGUUACACAUUUCUCACUUUAUAUUUUAACAAAUUAUGGUAAAAUUCUCAAAACUGUAGUGAUGAUUACUUGUUUCAUAUAUUACCAUAUAUACAUAUUUUAUUAUCUUUACAACUUUUGUACGAAGACGAUUAUUUUAACAAACGGAAUACACCCAUUAUGACAUUAAAUAAUAAAGAAAGAUUAGUUCAGCGAAGAGUUGUCUUUUCGGCGAAUUCAUUUUCAAAGCUGUACAAUCGCGAAUAUAUAUACUUAUUUUUACAGGGUGAUAAUAAUACUGAUAAUAAUAAUAAUAAUUUGAACAUCUAUUAUUUCAUGUGAUUUUAUGCAUUUCAGGAAAUGAUAAUUGUUGAGAAGUGGUAAUAUCAUGUUUAUGUUCUUUAGUAACUGAGUUUUUGAUUACCUAUUCAGAAUAAAGUUACUAUCAAAGAAUUCUAAACAUUUAAUAAUACUAUGCAAAUAUGUUUAGUGUUUAUUGGAGAGUAUGAAUCAAAAUAUACUAUAUAAUCUGUAAAAUAGAUUGUUUGCUUUAUGUUAACUUUAGUUAGCAUUCCAUUGAACUUGUUUUAAGAGUUCUUGUGUAUAAUUCGAAUGGAAUAGAUGAUUGUUCUUUCAAAUAAUAAGAUGAGAAUGAAUGUAUAUAUUUUUAUGUAAAAUUACUGAUUUAAUUGAUUAUAAUGAUCAUAAUCGUCGCUUAAAAUAAAUAAAACUGUUUUCUUAUUAGAAAUUAAUUAUUGUAUUGGCUUUUGGAAGGUAUCUAUGUAAGAUAUACUCUUGAAUUAACAGCUAAUAAACAAGUCAUCGGAUCUAUAAA